Molecule: messenger RNA, 911 nt
Organism: Arvicanthis niloticus (Nile rat)
Lineage: Eukaryota; Metazoa; Chordata; Mammalia; Rodentia; Muridae
Gene: Arl3
Product: ARF like GTPase 3
Molecular function (GO): GTP binding; GTPase activity
Source: RefSeq, a predicted model, not a curated record
CCGCCCCAUCCCGCGGCUCAGCUCCUCCGCUGUGCGUGCGAGGGACGUCAGGGGCGGCGCCGCAGCAGUUACCCCUGGUAACGGGGGAGGCAGGAGGAGGAGGAGGAGGCGGAGGAGGAGGGAUUCGGCUUGAGGAUGGGCUUGCUCUCUAUUUUGCGCAAAUUGAAAAGUGCACCAGACCAGGAGGUGCGAAUCCUCCUCCUGGGCUUGGACAACGCUGGCAAGACUACCCUGCUGAAGCAGCUUGCAUCCGAAGACAUCAGUCACAUCACACCUACGCAGGGAUUUAACAUCAAAAGUGUACAGUCACAAGGUUUUAAACUGAAUGUUUGGGACAUUGGCGGACAGAGGAAAAUCAGACCAUACUGGAGAAGUUAUUUUGAAAAUACUGAUAUUCUUAUAUAUGUAAUUGACAGUGCAGACAGAAAAAGAUUUGAAGAGACGGGUCAGGAACUCACGGAAUUACUGGAGGAAGAAAAGCUGAGCUGUGUGCCAGUGCUCAUCUUUGCUAACAAGCAGGAUCUGCUCACGGCAGCUCCGGCCUCAGAGAUUGCAGAAGGGCUAAACCUACACACCAUCCGGGACCGCGUCUGGCAGAUCCAGUCCUGUUCCGCUCUCACAGGCGAGGGUGUCCAGGAUGGCAUGAACUGGGUCUGCAAGAAUGUCAACGCAAAGAAGAAAUAAGAUGGAGCCGGAUGGCGGCGCGGAGCUGCGGGCGCUGAAGUCGGCCUGAGAAACACGGCUGCUGCUUUCUGACCAAAUGCUUUUCCAUCUGUGCACAGACACAGCUGGGUGGCGGAGAGGGGACAGCAGCUUUAGAAGAUUCCCCAUUCCAGCAGUAGAUUUUAACUGAUCUCAGAGGUUCGGUAUCAUUUUUCAAAUAAAGGAAUUAUAUUAUUUCCUCUGCAUAA